AUGCAAAAAUACAACUUUGCGGGUUUGAAACUUUUAGUUAUGAAAAGCAGCGAAAUCUCGGAAGAUGGCAAAAAAGAUGCGGGCAUUCUGACUCUUUCUCUCAGCCGUCCCAAGGCCAAAAACGCGCUUUCCCGUAGUCUGGUCAGGGACUUCCGCCGCGCUCUGGAUGAGGUCCGCAACGACAAAGGCACGCGUGUUGUAAUUCUGCGGAGCACAGUUCCCGGCGUCUUUUGCGCCGGCGCCGACCUCAAGGAGAGGGCGACCAUGUCGCCAACCGAGGUCGAGCAGUUUCUUUACAGCAUGAAGACAGCGUUUAAAGAGCUCGAGGCGCUUCCCCAGCCAACGAUUGCAGCGCUGGAUGGGGCGGCGCUGGGCGGAGGGCUCGAGCUCUCCCUGUGCUGCGAUCUGCGUGUAGCCGGCCCGCGGGCAAUCUUGGGACUUCCGGAGACGUCGCUGGCCAUUAUCCCUGGCGCUGGCGGCACGUUGCGGCUGACCAAGCUUAUCGGGGCGUCGCAGACCAAGGCUUUGGUGUUUACAGCCCGCCGGCUUGGGCCUUACCCUGCGUUCUCAAUGGGCAUCAUCAACGAUGUGGUCGAGGCAGCCGAGUGUAUGGACGAGAAAAGCACAGGCGACCAAGAUCUCGGCUACGAGCGUGCGCUCGAGUGGGCCCGCGAGAUUAUUCCUAAUGGACCGGUUGCUGUGCGCAUGGCUAAGCGUGCCAUUAACCACGCCGCCUCGGCGGACCCAGCAUCUGGACUCGAGAUUGAGCAGCUGUGCUACGCCCAGGUUAUACCCACCGAAGACCGGCUGGAGGGCCUGCGUGCUUUCAAGGAAAAGCGUAAGCCCGUGUACAAGGGUGCUAAAAAUGGACUUAAAGCGCUCACGUGA
Messenger RNA from Kickxella alabastrina, 888 nucleotides. Its product is annotated as enoyl-CoA hydratase. Gene Ontology annotation, biological process: fatty acid beta-oxidation. Gene Ontology annotation, cellular component: mitochondrion. Lineage: Eukaryota; Fungi; Kickxellomycota; Kickxellomycetes; Kickxellales; Kickxellaceae. The record is from RefSeq and is a predicted model, not a curated record. The coding region runs from base 1 to 888 and encodes 295 amino acids. The transcript is spliced from 2 exons. Gene Ontology annotation, molecular function: enoyl-CoA hydratase activity.